GAUUUUUGUGCGGCGUGUGUAGAAAGAAGUAUGUACAUAAUCCGAUUAUAAUUGAAACUAAAGUAAUAACAGAAUUAUCGCAUUUUUCAAAGCAGUGAAGUAAUACAAUUACCGAAAUCUAAAAGUUGUACCAGCAUUGUGAUACAAGUUAAGGUACAAAGAACCUUAUAAAUAUGGCAGUUCCAAAAAGAGGUGCCUCAGUUUUUGAGGACUUAUCAAAUGUAGAGUUUGAAACUAGUGAAGAUGUCGAAGUUAUCGAGAAGUUUAAAAACAUGAACCUUAAAGAAGAACUUCUUCGUGGUAUCUUCGCAUAUGGCUUUGAAAAACCCUCAGCCAUUCAACAGAGAGCAAUAAAGCCUAUUAUGAAAGGCAGAGAUGUAAUAGCUCAAGCACAAUCUGGUACUGGUAAAACAGCCACCUUUUCUAUUUCGAUUUUACAAGCUUUAGAUUUAACAAUGCGAGAAACACAAGUUUUAUGUUUGUCUCCUACUAGAGAAUUGGCUGUACAGAUUCAAAAAGUUAUUCUAGCUUUAGGUGAUUUUAUGAAUGUUCAAUGUCAUGCUUGUAUUGGAGGUACAAAUCUUGGAGAAGAUAUCAGGAAAUUGGAUUAUGGACAGCAUGUGGUUAGUGGAACACCUGGGAGAGUUUAUGAUAUGAUCAGAAGAAGAGCUCUAAGAACAAGAUCUGUAAAAAUGUUGGUUUUGGAUGAGGCUGAUGAAAUGUUAAAUAAAGGAUUCAAAGAACAAAUUUAUGAUGUAUAUAGAUUCCUUCCCCCAUCAACACAAGUUGUACUCAUUUCAGCUACACUGCCUCACGAAAUUUUGGAAAUUACUUCCAAAUUUAUGACAGAUCCUAUUAGGAUUUUGGUAAAACGUGAUGAAUUGACAUUGGAAGGUAUUAAACAGUUCUUUGUGGCUGUGGAAAGAGAAGAAUGGAAAUUUGACACCCUCUGUGACCUCUAUGAUACAUUAACCAUUACUCAGGCUGUUAUUUUCUGUAACACAAAGAGGAAGGUGGACUGGCUGACAGAGAAAAUGAGGGAAAACAAUUUUACAGUUAGUUCAAUGCAUGGAGAUAUGCCACAAAAGGAACGUGACAAUAUUAUGAAAGAGUUUAGAUCCGGACAGAGUAGGGUCCUAAUCACGACUGAUGUUUGGGCUAGAGGUAUUGACGUACAACAAGUCAGUUUGGUUAUCAAUUAUGACUUACCGAACAAUCGUGAAUUGUACAUCCAUCGUAUCGGUAGAUCUGGUAGGUUCGGGCGAAAGGGUGUAGCCAUUAACUUCGUGAAAUCCGACGAUAUCAGAAUUCUGAGAGAUAUUGAACAAUAUUAUUCGACCCAAAUUGAUGAAAUGCCGAUGAAUGUUGCUGAUUUAAUUUAAAUAUUUUCUUAUUUAUUUUUAUACUGAUACCACUACAUUAUCAGUAGAUACUUUUAUUUAACGAUAAGGUAUUAUGUAAUGAAGAAUGUAAAAUAUUUUGUAUGUAAAUUUAAGAUUUAGAAAUGUAAGAAUAUUAAAAUGUUUAUG
Messenger RNA from Diabrotica balteata, 1529 nucleotides. The record is from the annotation of a GenBank genome assembly. Lineage: Eukaryota; Metazoa; Arthropoda; Insecta; Coleoptera; Chrysomelidae.